AUGGGAUGCGUAGUAGUUGCCAAUGUCCAAAAUGAACAGGACACACAGAAUCAGACUUUCAAAGUACCGAUGUGGUAUUGGCAAGAGGAUUCUUGGGAGACCAAAGAAAAGACCAUUUGGCGGCGAUAUCAAGAUAUUGAAUCCGCAAUCAUAGAAGAAGUAUAUGAAGAAAGAAAUGGACCAAAAGUUGCCAACCUAGACAAAUAUUACAUUGAUUUGAAUGAAUAUGCUCAAAUUAGUCGACGGAAUCCAACGAAACAAUGGAAAGUGAAACGGGAGUUAUGUAUUCGAGCAGAUCUCGUUCGAGAAACAAAUCGAUUUGUUGAUUCACAGUCAACAGCAGGACCCUUUUAUGAUGUGCCAACUGCUGGUGGUUAUCAUGGUUUCAUCAAAGCUUGGAAAGCUCGUAAUGAGCAUCGUUCGGACAAUGAAUCGCUGGAGCUUGCAGCUUGUGGUAUCAUCUUUGAAGCUGUGAGAGAUGGCAAAGACUCAUACCAAGCAGAAUGGCUUGCGAACAGCUUGAGAAAAGCUAAGGAUAGCAGCAUAGAAAAUAUCAGUAUAACAUGCAUUAAAUUAUACACAAUGGAGUCUUUUCUAUACAAGAUGAUUAAUGAUGCGCUGCGUGACAAUGAUCAAUCUAGAGUUGAAACUCUUGGACCAUUUUGCUAUCUUUUAUUUCAGACACAUUACGAUAAGUCAUUGGACAAACAUCAGUUAUGGGGUGUAGUCUAUCGAGGUACGGUUUUAGAUGAUGCUAUGAUCGAAAAAUGCAAGGCAUCCGUUGGAGAAUGGAAAUGCUGGUAUAACUUUGCAUCGACAAGCCGUAAUCGUGCUUUAGCGGAAGAGUUCGCUAAUACGCUGUUCAUCAUUGAUAUUAAACUAGCCCGUGGGGGGCUAUCCCUUGAAAAAUAUUCUAUGUACGAGAUGGAAAAAGAAGUACUACUUCCCGCUGGAGUUCCACUAAGAAUUGAUCAAGUUGAAUAUGACAAUGAAAAGCAAAAACAUUUGAUUUACGUUACUGCUAAAACCAGAGAUACAGCAUGCAAAUCUCUUCAGUUACCCUGA
Molecule: messenger RNA, 1065 nt
Organism: Rotaria sp. Silwood2
Lineage: Eukaryota; Metazoa; Rotifera; Eurotatoria; Philodinida; Philodinidae
Source: the annotation of a GenBank genome assembly